AUCUAUAUCACCAGCUUGCAUACUGUUCGAGUAAAGGAUCUGUGCUGUUCUCAUCAGAAUUUGCAAGAAAAGGAUAUACUUUUUUCUUCAUAUUUAGGGAUCCAUACAUAUAUUAUACAUACACAAUAAAAAUAAUUGUUGUGCAGGGACAGGUGGCAUGUGAGAUGCUUUUAUUAAGGAGGUUAGAGAGGGAAAGGGAAUGGCACGAUUUAAUUAUACUAUUAUUUAAUUAUUAUUAUUAUUAUUCUCUCUAGGAAAGUUACUUUAGUGGAGUUCCCAAGAGCAAGCCUUGAAUCCCCCCAAACCUUUUGUUAGACCAAAAAUUUCCUUCCAUUGUCGGUGAGGAAGGAUCAAGAACAACCUGUGUUUCUUGUUUGGUUAGCCUGAAGAGGAAGAAGAAGAAGAGGAGCCAUGGCAGCUGCUCUUGUGCUUUUGCUGCCCUUUCUGUUUUCCUACGCCCAUUCUUUGCCCUCUUCUCUUCUAUCGGAUUUCGAUGCUUCGAAGCCUAGACAUUCUCGUCUGCUGAAAAGUGCAUUGCAACGCCAAAUUUCCGAUGAGCAGCAAGCUGAACUGUGGACACCUUUGUCUAAUCAAGGUUGGAGGCCUUGUGCUCGGCCAUACAGCACCCUGGCAGCACUGCCUGAGAAAUCCGAAGGCUAUAUUCAGGUGUUCCUCGAUGGUGGGCUGAACCAACAGAGAAUGGGCAUUUGUGAUGCUGUUGCUCUUGCUAAAAUUUUGAAUGCAACUCUCAUUAUUCCGCAUCUCGAAGUGAAUCCAGUUUGGAAAGAUUCAAGCACAUUCACGGAUAUCUUUGACGUGGAUCAUUUCAUCGACGUAUUGAAAAAUGACAUUUCAAUUGUUAAAGAGGUUCCCGAUGAGUACUUUUGGAGCACCCGUGAGUAUUAUGCAACGGCUAUUCGAGCCACCCGAGUAAAGACAGCACCAGUUCAUGCUUCGGCAUACUGGUAUCUUGACAAUGUUUUGCCCAUAUUGCAGACCUACGGGAUUGCUGCAAUUUCUCCAUUCUCUCACCGUCUAGCAUUUGACAAUAUGCCUGAUGAUAUCCAACGGUUACGGUGUAAAGUCAACUUCCAAGCAUUGGUCUUUGUGCCCCACAUUAGAGCUCUCGGAGAUGCUCUGGUUAGUCGCUUGAGAUAUCCUCGUGACACAACUGAAACAGAUGACCGCAACUACUUGACAAAAGUAACCGAUUUGAAAGACACAAAAGGGGCAGGGAAGUUUGUCGUCCUCCACCUCCGCUUCGACAAGGACAUGGCUGCCCACUCGGCAUGCGACUUUGGGGGCGGCAAGGCUGAGAAACUGGCAUUGGCCAAGUACCGGCAAGUUAUUUGGCAGGGAAGAGUUUUGAAUUCCCAAUUUACCGAUGAGGAGUUGAGAAGUCAGGGUCGGUGCCCGUUGACUCCAGAAGAGAUUGGAUUGCUGCUGGCAGCUUUGGGCUUCGACAACAAUACUCGGUUGUAUCUUGCUUCCCAUAAGGUAUAUGGUGGAGAAGCUAGAAUCUCGACGCUACGAAAUCUGUUUCCUCUUAUGGAAGACAAAAGGAGUCUGGCUUCUCCCGAAGAAAGAGCCCAGAUCAAAGGAAAGGCUUCCUUGCUAGCUGCACUAGACUACUACGUCAGUAUGCACAGCGAUAUCUUCAUAUCUGCUUCACCGGGAAAUAUGCACAAUGCUGUGGAAGGCCACAGGACGUACGAAAACAUGAAAACUGUACGACCAAACAUGGCGCUAUUAGGCCAGCUGUUCUUGAACAAGAACUUGACUUGGCCCGAGUUCGAGACAGCCGUUGUAGAAGGCCACAAAGGCCGGCAAGGGGAGCUGCGGCUCCGCAGACCUGAACAGUCAAUAUAUACAUAUCCGGCGCCGGACUGUAUGUGCAGCAGCAUUGAUAUUUAAGUUGAGGCACGACUGUAUGUAUAUGUAUGUAUUGUGUACACUUUUGCAAUGAAAUAAACACUCCCAUGGGAUCACAUACACAUAUACAUAGGAAUUGGUCUAAUUGUUAUUCCAAGGGAGUCAAGAGAGAGAUGUUUGCAUAGUUUGGGUUGUCAAAUUGUUUGGAAUACAUUUUUACACCGAAUAACAUAUAGGUAUUGUUGUUGUAAGUUUA
Andrographis paniculata is the source of this 2128-nucleotide messenger RNA. Its product is annotated as O-fucosyltransferase 39-like. The coding region runs from base 412 to 1914 and encodes 500 amino acids. The record is from RefSeq and is a predicted model, not a curated record. The transcript has 10 exons. Lineage: Eukaryota; Viridiplantae; Streptophyta; Magnoliopsida; Lamiales; Acanthaceae.